UUGAAAUAAAUUUGUCGAAUAAUUUUAAAACGAAUCGAAAUGGACGGAUCGUCGCAGAAGAUAAGCCACGCGGGUCUUUUGGCCCGCAGCCCGGAGGGAACCGCCGCUAAGGGCAUGAACAUCAAAGGCAACGAGGACUUGUGGGUUGAGAUACAAGGAAACACGUUCAGAAACUGGGUCAAUGAACAUCUGCGAUCGGAGAAUAUGAAGGUUUUGGAUUUAUCUCAAGAUUUGUGUGAUGGUACACGUCUUUGCGCCUUAGUCGAGGCCUUACAAGGUAGACGUCUUAAGCCGUCAUGGAACAGACGUCCUGGAAACCAGCAUCAUUAUUUAGAGAACGUCACAACGGCUUUGGCUGCAAUUGAAGCAGAUGGUGUCAAACUAGUCAAUAUAGGCAACGUGGAUAUUGUCAACGGCAACCUAAAGCUGAUAUUAGGUCUUAUAUGGUCACUGAUCGUGCGUUACCAGAUCGGCCGAAGCAAAUUCCCUCCAAGAAAACUGAUGUUGGCCUGGUUACAAGCAGUUCUUCCGGAAUGCAGAGUACAUAAUUUAACUACAGAUUGGAAUUCAGGAGUUUUAUUACAUGCUCUGCUAGAUUACUGUAAACCGGGACUUGCGCCGCAUUGGAGGGAUCUUGAUCCGAAUAGAUCUGUCGAAAACUGCGGAAGGGCUAUGAAUAUUGCAAAUCGUGAAUUUGGCAUCCCGAUGGUGUUGGAACCAGAAUAUCUAGCAUCACCCUGGCUGGACGAAUUGUCGGGCAUGACUUACUUAUCUUAUUUCAUGAAACCAGACAGUCCAGGAUUUCAUGCUACUUUGCGCUGGGUUAAUUCUAGACUUGAUAAACCUGUCAGGGGAUUUACGACUGAGUGGAAUGAUGGUAAAGUGAUUUCCGAAGUCAUCAGAAGUCUUGGUGGAUCAGCAACUGCACCAGAUAAGUUGCGCAGCGAUCCAGCUUAUUGGGAAUCUAAUUUACAACAAGCAGUUAAUGCUGGACAAAAAUUAGGAGUGCAGCCGGUUUUAUCAGUUCGCGAUAUGGCCAAGACCGAUGUGGGUCAUUUAGGAGUUAUGGCUUAUGCGGCGCAUUUCCAAUGGGUGAAACCUCGCCCACCUCUGGCUGAUAUGAUUGCCGUGCAUUUGGAAUCAACGAGCGGACGGGUUGGCGAACCAACCCAUUUUCGUGUUGAACUCCUUACGAAAGAAUUAGACUACAGCAUGGUUCGAACAUCAAUAAUUCCUCCAGCUGGUGGAGCUCCUCAGCCUGUAAAACUCCAUCGAGGAGAAGGUUCCUAUAUACCAGACAGAAUGGGAAUGCAUGAAAUUGUUUUGGAUGUAAACGAAGAUAGAUUGGAUGGCUACUUCUUCAGAGUUCUACCCCGCCAUGUCAAAGUUUUGCCUCCAGGCAUGGCUCCUUGUGCUUUGGGCAGUUUAGUUGAAGUUCUAGUCAGUGCAACUGGUGCCCCCAAAAAAGAAGAUAUUCUUGUAACAGCAUACAGUCCAAAUGGUAGAGCUUUGGAGUGCCCUCUAAAAUCUAUAGAUGGAACUAACAGUGCUAUAUUCAAACCUGAUGAAGCUGGAACCUGGGAAAUUGCUAUCACCUAUCAGGGAAAACAUAUUCAAGGUGGUCCUUUCACAUGUUCAGUAUUUGACCCUCGAGGCGUGUCUGUGUCCGGAGUCGAAGGUGCGGUCGCAGGCCGUGCCCACAGUUUCGACGUGGACACCCGGGAAACCGGAGCGCCCGGAGCCGAAGUUCAUGUCGAUGUAGUGCAUGACAAAAGAUCAUUGCUUUGUGCAGUCGAAAAGCUGGACCGAUGGAGACAUCGAGUCACUUUUGUACCUAAACAGAAUGGAAAACACAGGAUUUAUGUCUACUUCAAUGGAUAUGAUGUCAAGGGUUCUCCUUUCAUCAUGCGUGUUGGAACACAAAAAGGCAGAAAAUCAUCAGAUUCUCCAGUUAAUUCUAGAAACAGAGAGAGUCCAGUUAAUUAUAAGAGUCGUGAGAGUCCUGUAAAUUCUCGCAAUAGAGAGAGCCCUGUUCAUUCCAAAAGAGAGAGCCCUGUUUAUAACUACAGACUUAGGGAAAGUCCAAUCCCAUUGAAAACGGCUAGUCCUGUAACUGUUACUGUGAAGCGUCGUUCUGAAAGUCCUUCUUAUGGAUACGACGAGACAGAUCACAUUUCCAGCCUUUCACGAGAUAAAUCUGCAUUCACUAGUACCUCCAAAUAUACGAGUAGUUCCAGCGCACAAAAAUCUUCACAUGAUGUUUUAGGAUCGUCAAGACCUACAUAUGACACAAGGAGCAGUCCAGUUCACCAAGGUAAAUCAUUUACAUCAAGCAUGACAUCAAGUUCCCACUGGGAGUCGACUACAAAUAGAACAUCCAGCCCUCGUAACAUCACAUCCAGUCCUCGCAAUGUAUCAUCUAGCCCCAGAAACGUUACAUCGAGUCCAAGAAACGUGACAUCAAGUCCAAGAAAUGUCACAUCAAGUCCGAGAAAUACAUCUUCGAGUCCGAGAAUGUUUACAUACAGUCCUUCUGGUUACAGAUCUGAAAGUCCAACUGUAGUAAAAAUCAGUAGUUCCUCUAAGCAGAGUUCGUCUAAUUAUAAAUCGCAUUAUGGAGAAACUGGAAGCAGUAGUAGAUUGAGAAGCACUUCUCCUGAAUUUGAGCGUGGUAAAGUUGAUCAUAGCUCUAACGUACGUGUGUCUUCAUUGACAAAUGGACCAUCACGCAGGGACAGUUGGGAUGCAAUCGCCAAAACUAAACAUUUAUUAUCACAUAAUAGCUUGGAAUCUCUCGCAAACUUGGCAGAAAGUCAACUAAAUACAGAUUUAAGCUUUGCACGUAAUGAGGAAACAGAACGCAACACUAGAAUCAAUAGUAAUACUCGUUCUUCGGCUUUGUUGAAUUCUGAUCUGCAUGAUGAAUCUUAUCGUAUGAGGCGCCUGAACUUGGAUGAAACAGAAAAUUCGAACUAUGUAUCCAAGAAAAGUUUUGCAGAUACCUAUACUAGUAGCAGUAACUUAGUUCGAAAUGAAAGAAAAACAUAUGAGCGCACAACAUCACCUCGAUUUGGUUCUCCAGUGCACGAAACUGAUGCUGCACAUCCACGAUUCCGUCCUUAUAACCAGACGCACCAGUCUUCCUUAUCUAUGGAAUCAUCAAGGUUAGACUCCCAAUCAGGAGGAGCUAAGGCUGUAAAAGUCAAGAGAAUACCUGAUGGUGUCGUCGGCGAGCCUGUGGAAUUCGAAAUUGAUGGAUCACGUGCUGGUUCUGGAAAUCUUGAGAUUCUUGUUAAUGGAGGACGCGUAACAUCGUCUGUGAAACCUUUAGGCAAUCAAAGAUUUCUUGCAGCAUUUACACCUCACGAAGUUAUGAGACAUAGCAUCAGAAUCACAUUUAAUGGAGAAACCGUACCAGGAAGUCCUUGGCACGUGGCCGUGAUGUCAGCACCAGGCGGCGGCGGCGGUACGACCGGUCCGUCAGCCUCGCCCGCAUCCCACAUGCAGUCGACGACAACCGGCUCCGUCCUCGGUGACUCUACGCGUCUCGUACCGGCAAAUGCUCCGGCAGUUUUUGAGGUCCUCUCUCCGCCUGGGAUGCCUCUGGUAUCUAGGUCAGAGGUCGGCGUUAAUGUUUUGUCACCAAGCAAAAGAUCUGUACCGGUUAGAGUACAAGAUGGAUUACACAAAGGCACUUACAGAUUAGAAUUCGUGCCGACGGAGGUUGGAACACAUAUUAUUGAGGUAUCUAUUGGCGGCACCAAGUUAUCAGCUGGACCACUGAUAGCCAAGGUGUAUGACGCAGGUUUAAUUCAAGUAGCAGAUGUUAGUGGUGGUGUGGUUGGACAACCUUGUCAAUUUAGAGUUGAUGCAAGUGCUGCUGGUGAAGGUCAGUUAGAAAUCUCGAUCAUGAAGGGGAAGUUCCAAAUCAUGUACAGGUAAUUAAUUUCUUAAAUAAUCUCGAUCAAUGAAGGGGAAGUUCCAAAUCAUGUACAGGUAAUUAAUCAAUGUAGAUGUUUAGUAUCUUUCACGCAUCAAGCAAAACCACACUUAAUUGAUAUUAAAUUCAAUGGAACUGUGCAAGGAUGUCCUUUUGUAUGUGCCAUAGCUGAUACGAGCCGAGUUUCGUUGAAUCUGUCGAAUUUGGAAUUAAUCCCUGUCGGGCAACCCUCCAACUUCCACAUGUCGGUGAGCGGCGGCGGUGCAGCUGAGCUGGCCGUGUCAGUGCGAGGACCUGCCGGGGAGCUUCCGGUGAAGGUGACUGGGGAUAUUCACGCUGGAUUUACUGCUGAAUUUACACCGCAUUCUGUUGGACCUCCUAUAGGUGUGGAUUAUAAUGGAUAUCCUGUCCAGGGAACGCCAUUUUUGGCUAAAGCUUAUGACGCUACCAGAGUACAUGUUGGGCCUGUCUCCAGAGGUACAGUAGGAAGACCUUUGCAAUUUACAGUUGAUGCUGGUGAUGCCGGUGAAGGUAAUCUGGAAAUAACAAUAUCUGCACGAGGACACAACAUACCUACCCAAGUUCAUCCACAGGGUAACGCAAGGUUUUCUGUAAGUUUUGUUCCUGCAGAAGCUUGUGAACACGUUGUCAGUGUUUCAUUUAACAAAAUGUCCGUUCCUGGUUGUCCAAUAAGCGUUUCCGUUGGUGGAGGUCUAGGCGGCCCUCAAGUUUCAUUACCAGGUCCUGGACCUAUACACAAACCAUCUAGCCUGUUGAUCAAUCAUUCAGGUGGUCGCCUAGAAGACGUUGAAGUCAAUGUGGAAGGGCCAAACGGACAGUCGGUACCCACGCAGGUACAACAGACCGCCGACGGCGUAUUCAGGGCCGAAUUCGUACCGAGGGCGGUAGGAGAACACCGAAUCACGGUCUCGGUGCAAGGGCAGCCUACUGCGGGAAGCCCGUAUGCCGCUAAGGUUUAUGAUGUGAACGCAAUUCGUGUGAAAGAAGUCAGCUCUGGUACUGUAGGAAAGCCCGUCACUUUUCUAGUUGAAACAUCCCAAGCUGGCCCUGGAAAUUUGGAAGUGACCGUAAAUGGCGGUCGUGUGCCAACAUCGGCACAAGCCCAAGGACAACACACUUACGCAAUUAGUUUUACACCGAGGGAACCGACUGAACAUACUGUUGAUUUGCGCUUCAAUGGACAAGAUGUACCUGGAAGUCCAUUUUCAUGCCGAGUUUGCGCCGCAGCUCGUGUAAUUGCCCCUGAACUUCUGGAAAAAGUAUCUGUGGGUCGUGCUUGUGAAUUUUUGGUUGAGAGUGAAGCACCUCCAAAUGUUGAAGUACUUGGACCGGCUAGAAGGCCUCUGCAAGCUACUGUUUCGCCAGUAGCGGGGGGCUCGGCUGAUGGGGCUUCUGGCGAUGGCAAAUUCAGUGUAAAAUUUAUACCAGUAGAUGUUGGUGAUCAUAGUGUUGAAGUACGUUUACCAGGCGGCCAUGUAGAGGGUAGUCCUUUUCUAGUAAAAGCUUAUUCUGCUGAGCGCGUAACAGUAACAGACAUAUCCCCUGGAACAGUAGGAAAACCAGUCAGUUUCAGCAUCAAUGCAAGUCAAGCAGGUGCCGGAAACCUUGAGAUCAUAGUUGCAGUUGCCGGAAGAAAUGUACCAAACUAUGUGCAAAGUGAAGGCAAUGCAAGAUUCAAGGUGAAUUUCAAACCUACUGAAGCAGCAACACAUUCAUUAUCUGUUAGAUUUAAUGGUUUGGCCGUUCCUGGAUCACCGUUCAGUUGCAUAGUGUCACCUGCUUUAGGCCCAGGAACGGCUACAGUUACUGGACCAGGAGUAAAGUUGGCGGCUCUUGGUGAAGAAGCACGAAUAUUAUUAGAUGGUUUCACAGGUCCAGAGCCUCAAGUCAGCGUGACCUCACCGUCAGGCGCCAUUCUUCGGAGUUCUGUGCGCCCAACUGAUUCAAGUGGCCAAUACACCGCUAUAUUUCGACCUGAUGCGGUUGGACGUCACUCUGUGGCAGUGUUACAUGGCGGUGGUGACAUGCAGCAUGUGGCGGGUUCACCUUUUAGCUGUAACGUCUAUGAUGUGCGCAGAGUUCACGUUAGAGGGCUUGAGGCGGGUCCUGGAGGUGCUGCAGUCGCCGAAGUGGGUCGAGCAGUAACAUUCAGCGUAGAUGCUGCUAGUGCAGGUGAAGGCACAUUGGAGCUCGUUGUCUCGACUGCCCAAAAUACAGUAAAAGCAGAGGUAGUCGCCUGUGCACGCGGUUUAUACGAUGUAACUUUUGUACCUUCUACGCGAGAAAUGCAUUUUGUCAACAUAACGUUUAAUGAUGCACCAGUUCCUGGCAGCCCUUUCCAAUGUGCUGUGCAGGAAAAUCUACAACAUAUUCAAAUCGGUGGUGUGGCUAGUGUCGAUAUGCCGCAAUCUCCCGACAAAACUUUGGAGAUAAUUGGUCCAGAUGGUCGUAAAAUUUCAUAUGGUGUUUCACGUGGAGUUGCCGAAUUUAAAACAUCUCAAGUCGGACAAUACACCAUUAGGACGAUUGAAACCGAAAGCGAUCUGCCACUUGCUGUUCGAAUUAUUAAUGUGUACGAUCCUACACUUGUUCAAAUAGUUACUGUUGGUGAAGGUCAAUGUCAUCGAACCGCCACUUUAGGAGUAUCAACAAUCGAUGCUGGUCAAGGCAUAUUGAGUGCUUUAGUGCGUGCAGGAGGUGAAGACGUUCAGCACACCGUUCGUGCUCCAUCAAAACCUGGUGGAAAUACUUGGGAAUUGAGUUAUCAGCCAAUAAAAGCUGCUCCACAUAAAAUCACCCUCAUGUAUAACGGCGUUCCGGUGUCAGAAAGGCCAAUAGAGGUCAAUGUAUUACCAGCUGGUGUGGGUCAUGAGGUUACUGCAUCCGGUUCGGGCUUGUAUCAAGCGCGUUUGGGAAAGGUAACUUCAUUUUCGAUCGACACCUUAGGACGACCAGCCCGGGAGUUCGAUGUUGUCGUUUCUGGGCCUGGUGGUGUCGCGUUGCCUGUUAGAUGUUACCAAACUAAAUCAGGAUUGCUUCAAGCGGAAUUUACAGUUACUCAGAUUGGUGAAUGCGUCAUAGAGGUACUUCAUCAGGCGAAACCAUUAAGCGGAAGUCCGUAUACGUGCCAAUCUUUUGAUCCAAGCAAAGUUACUGUGAAAGGAGCUCCUCAUUCUACAGUGCCAUUGUAUAGUCCAGUUCUGUUAACAGUUGAUCAUUCACACGCGGGUUUAGCUGAACUAGAUUUUUCAAUAACUGGACCAAACGGUCACAGCCUUCCAUUAAUGAUCACUAGACACGGAGAUGGCGCACACAUGGUAGAAUUGGUACCAAAUGCUCCAGGAAAUUAUAAAGUGAAUGUUCUUUAUGGUGGUAUAUCUGUGUUGAAAACUCCAAUUAAUUUCACUGCGAGCGCCGAAUCAUUGCGCAAAACUGGUGCACGUGCUGCAGGUCCUGGUUUAGAAUUAGGUCAUUGUGGCAAAGAGGCCGGAUUUAUUGUUUAUUGCCCAAGUGUUCCAAGUGUGCAGAUUGAAUCAUUAGACCCUUCUGUAGCUUCUGCUGCAGACAUAGAAACCCAUAUUCAAUCUAUAAAGCCAGGGGAAUGGCGUGUUACUUAUGUACCGCAUUCUGUUGGAAUGUAUGAAGUACGUGUGAGCUGUCCUGGUCAAGGUCAAGUGCCCGGUUCUCCUUGGGAACUUAAGGUGGUUGAUCCUUCUCAAUGCCACAUUAUUGGGGGAUGGCCACCGCACUUAGAUGAUAAUGGCAAUUUAAAAUUGCCAGCCAAACUAAUUUUUGACGUAAGUCAGUGCGGUCCUGGACGCUUAGAAUGUAUACUGGAUGGCAUGGAAAUACCAACUGAACAAUAUGGGGGCAAAAUGAGAGUUUCUCUGAAUGGAGAAGGUACAGCGCAAGGAAAAUGUGCAUUGGAAUUAUCAUAUUCAGGUGUUCCAAUCCCAGGUGCACCUCAAAGUGCUAUAGCACAUUUUCCUGCUAAUGGUGCUGGUGAAAAAGUUGUGUUGACGGGCAGAGGUCUUGCAAGCGCGCAAAGUGGUGAAACUGCUCAUUUCACUAUAGAUGGUUCACAAGCAAUCAGUGGUGGUUUGCCUGAAGUUACCUUGCAAAACCGUGAUACUGGACGCCCUGUCGAAGUAAUUGUUACACCUGCUUCUGGACCAGCAGGUGAGGAAGUUUGGCAUGCUCAAUAUACCCCACCUGCGCCGGGAAUCUAUUUAUUGGGUGUUACGUGGGCUGGCCGUGUUGUCAAAGGUUGUCCUCUUACUGUCAGUGUGUCUGGAUCGGCAGAUGCCAGCCGCGUUCUUUGUUCGGGUGAAGGUUUGCGUCGUGGUGUAGUUGGACGUGAAAUCCGCUCUUGGAUAGACACACGGCGAGCUGGUCCUGGUGAAUUAACUGCACACUGUGCUGGUCCUCGCAAGGUUGCAUACUGCGAACUUUAUGAUCAUGGUGAUGCUACUUUCACACUAAAUGUAAAACCGCAGGAGGCUGGUAAUCACCAGUUAACUAUAAAAUACGCAGGAGAACAUGUGCAAGGGUCGCCAUUCCAACUUAGGGUGGCAGGAGCUCCAGAUGCUAGCAAGGUUCGAGUUUAUGGUCCAGGAAUUGAGCACGGGGUUUUGGCUACAUUUCAAUCUCGUUUCAUUUGCGAUACACGAGGUGCCGGCGCCGGUCAACUAACAGUUCGCGUUCGGGGACCUAAAGGCGCUUUUCGCGUCGAAAUGCAGCGCGAAAGUCAAAAAGAUCGCACUAUAUUAUGCAAAUUCGAUCCAACCGAACCAGGAGACUACAGAGUUGAAGUAAAAUGGGCGGGAGAACUGGUUCCAGGUUCGCCUUUCCCAGUCAUGAUUUUUGAUACUCAAGAAGAAUUAAAACGAUUUCUUCAUGGAUAGUAUAUAUAUAUAUAUAUAUAUAU
Molecule: messenger RNA, 8888 nt
Organism: Ctenocephalides felis (cat flea)
Lineage: Eukaryota; Metazoa; Arthropoda; Insecta; Siphonaptera; Pulicidae
Product: filamin-A-like
Biological process (GO): actin cytoskeleton organization
Molecular function (GO): actin filament binding
Source: RefSeq, a predicted model, not a curated record